This is a messenger RNA of Histoplasma mississippiense, 921 nucleotides long. RefSeq names its product citrate lyase subunit beta. The transcript is spliced from 4 exons. Gene Ontology annotation, biological process: oxaloacetate metabolic process. NCBI's taxonomy places the organism in Eukaryota, Fungi, Ascomycota, Eurotiomycetes, Onygenales, Ajellomycetaceae. The record is from RefSeq and is a predicted model, not a curated record. Gene Ontology annotation, molecular function: magnesium ion binding; catalytic activity. Bases 1 to 921 code for a protein of 306 amino acids.
AUGGCCUCCACAGGUACCGUCUUGCGCCGGGCUUUAUUGUACGUCCCGGGCUCCUCUCAGCGCAUGCUGGACAAAUCUCGCAAUCUCGUCGCGGACUGUGUGGCAUAUGACCUGGAAGAUAGUGUAUCCCAAACAAGAAAGGCCGAAGCACGCACCUUGAUUCGAAAUGCCAUUGACCAACCCAAGCCAUCUGGCAUAAAAGAGCGCGCUGUGCGCAUCAAUUCCGUCAGCAGUGGGCUGGCCCUAGCUGAUCUUACAGAAAUGGUCAUUGAAAGCGCCUCUGACCUCCACUUCAUCUCUGAUGUAAUAUCCCAUACUCGCUCCAACCUCAAACCCACCGAAUCCAAUCCAGACCCAUCCAAAAAUCCACCAAUCUCCGUUAUAGCUUUAAUUGAAAGCGCGAAAUCAAUUCUGAAUCUUCCUCAAAUCUGCACUGCCGCCACACAUCAGUUAUCAGGCCUAGUCUUCGCUGCAGCAGACUUCUCCAAAGAUCUAAGCAUAACCCAAACACCCUCUCUAACCGAAUUCCUCUACGCGCGCUCUGCAAUUGUAACUGCUGCUUGUGCACAUAAGUUGUCGUCAAUAAUUGAUCUAGUAUGCACGGACUUCAAGACACCUGCUGUAUUGGAGGAUGAGGUGCUGAAUGGCAAGCGCAUGGGCUUCAAUGGGAAGCAGUGUAUUCAUCCAUCUCAAGUGGAGUUAGUGCAGCAGCUUUUCAGUCCUGAGUUGAAGGAGGUGGAGUGGGCAGUGAGGGUUAUUGUGGCUGAUACGAAGGCAGCAGAGGAUGGGAGGGGUGCAUGGACAUUGGAUGGAAUGAUGAUUGAUGUUCCUGUUGUGGAAAGGUCAAGAGAUAUUGUAAAGAAGGCAGAGCUUUGUGGACUUGAUGUGGCGGCGUUGAAGAAGAAGUUUGCAAGUUUAUAG